ACACGCACACAGUGAUGUGUGGACAAGUCGUGCUCGCAACCGUUUUAAAGAUUUAGGAGCACAGAGCCAAGUGGGGGGUUGACAAUACCCAUACGUGAACACACACAACGUUAUCUCACCUACAAAACGUGCAAACCCCGAUAAUAAGAUAAAGCGAGACAGUGACAGACAAAAUGGCGUUUAUUAUUCUGGUGCAGUGGUAGCAGUGCUCGCAAGAGCAGCCACAGCGGGUGUUUAAAUUUUGCUAGGUCACUAGGUUGGUAGGGAGAGAUUGUUAUUGUUGGCAUUACUUUAUAGUUUGUUGUUGUUGUUGUUGUUGCUGCUGCUGUUAUUUUAGAAACUUGUACGACAAAGUAUAUCGCAGGUCACAUAUAUCACCUAGAGCACUAGUGACAAACUGAUCCUGAAGGGUAUGGAUCAAACGUACACGUCUACCACCAGAAGACGUGGUCACCAGCACCAUCCGCGACAUGCGACCAGAAGAAGACUCGAUAUUUCCAACAGAGGACCCGCGCAGUGUGGCCCAGUUGGUGUUGAUCAACAAAAUCAACGUAAUCUAGAAACAGAUGACAAAUGUUUAAAGUCUUUGACGUUAACUCUGUCUUUGGAUCACUGUCCUGACAGCAUUAAAGUACCAGGACAAUUGGACGGUGAAUUUAAUGAUUCAAUUGAGACGGUCCAAUUACGAGUAAAGCCCGCGCAGUGUGGCAGAUCCAAAGACACUAGAGAGUCUUCUGCUAAAAGUCUGAGUCGCAAAGUCAGGCUUGAAUUUAAUGACACCAGCGAUUGCAAUAAGAGGAUAAGUGAUGCUGGUGACGAGGAAGUAAAUAAAGAGACUACGAGUCCGGAGCCUGAGCACGCGGUCGCGAGGGCUCGCGGUGACGGUCAUUCAGACGAUGAAACGCCUAAUGAAGAAGACCCUGAACUGGUCGAACUCGCGAAGCUGAGGUGUCCUAGUGAACGGACAGAAGUCACUGCUGAGAGAGAGGCGAGAAGGCGCAAAAGAUGCGCUGACUAUCCCGGUCUGGCCUUCGGGUCUUCGAUAUUCUCCAGUGACACCAUGAUGAAGUUCAGUCUUAUCAGAAAUGAACUCCAGAAUAUUAUGGGCAAUCAGCUCAAGAGGGCUGAAUCAGAAGUAGCAGCCCUCAAUCGUCGCAUCCAGUUGCUCGAGGAAGAUCUUGAAAGAUCUGAGGAGCGUUUGGCAACAGCAACCGCUAAACUAGCAGAGGCUUCUCAAGCCGCCGAUGAGAGCGAACGGAUACGCAAGGCACUCGAAAAUCGUACAAACAUGGAGGAUGACCGAGUUGGAGCCCUGGAACAACAGCUCGCCCAGGCCAAGUUAAUUGCCGAGGAGGCGGAUAAGAAGUACGAGGAGGUCGCAAGGAAACUAGUCAUGAUGGAACAAGAUCUUGAACGCGCUGAAGAAAAAAAUGAACUUUCUGAAUCGAAAAUUGUUGAGUUGGAAGAAGAAUUACGUGUUGUUGGUAACAACCUCAAGUCUCUUGAAGUAUCAGAAGAAAAGGCGACACAGAGGGAGGAAAAUUUCGAGGGACAAGUGAAGAUCCUUGACAGUCAACUUAAAGAGGCUGAAGCACGUGCUGAGUUCGCCGAGAGAUCGGUUCAGAAAUUACAGAAGGAGGUCGACAGGCUCGAGGACGAGCUGACUAACGAACGUAGUAAGUACAAAGCGAUCGCCGAGGAGAUGGAUCAAACAUUCGCCGACCUCGCGGGAUAUUAACCGAGGAUUUGAGUGAUGAGCGUGAAUAAAAUAAAAAUAAGAAAAUGAACAAAAUAAAUAAUACUAUCGUCACGCUCAUCAAUAAAAUAUUGACACUGCCAUGAAAGUUAUCGUGGAAGAUUACGCAGCUAUCAUCACUUAUUAUUAUUAUUCGUCCAUUCUACUCCCAGUCUACAUAAAAAAUCUCCAUGCCAACAAUUCUUUAGUCUGUCCUUAAAUUUUUAUCGUUAAUUUAUUGUACGAUUUAUGCAUUCCAAUGACUCGACUGAAGAUGUUUUUAAAUUUAUUAACUAAUCGUCUAUUUGUUGUUAUUUAUUAUUAUCAUUAUGAUAACAAUUAUAAUAAUUAUUUAAAAAUCAACGGCGCUUUCAUAAAAUAUCAUUUGUAAUCUAUAAGUUAUUGUUGUUAAUUGGAAUUGCUUGGGCGUAAGUUUAUUAUUUUAAAUUAAAGUACAAAAUUAUUUAGAGUUAAUGUUUAAUAUUAAAAAUGUCAAUUGCUUUUUUGCGUAUUUGCUAGCGUAGAUAAAUUUUUAAUAAAUAAAUAUAAAGUGUAAUUUUUAAAUAAUGUAAGAAAGGGGCGAGUUGGGUCAGUUUUAUUUUUAUCGCCAUUUUUUUCUCAAAUAUUUUCCAAGUUUUUGUAAUAAUCACCAGGGUAAAAUGGACCGCUAAAAUAAUUUAUUUUUUUAAAAAUUUAAACUUCCCGCUUUUUUUCAAAUUUCAUAAAAUUACAAAAUGUCAAUUUUACGUCAUCUUUCAUCAAAAUUUUAUUUUAGAAUCGGUUACUUAACAUGACCUAUUUUUUACUACAACUGUGACGAUAAACGUGUCCAUUUUACCCCGUCAUUGGCCUAUUUUACCCUAGAGUUUUAAAUUAAAUUUUGAAUUUAUUUUUAAUUUUUAUUGGAAAAAAAACUUACUGUCCAUGUUACCCCAUCUAGUAUUUACUAAAUAAUAAAAUUUUUAUAACAAAAAUAAAUAAAAUUACUGACCAUUGCCCCAAACUCUGACUACUAAAUGCUUUAAAAAAAAAAUUAUAAAUCGCUUCCCUCUUAAUUUAAUUGCAAUUAAUUGUAGAUAUUUAUAAUUUAUAUUAAUUACUUUUUUUUUUUUAAUAUAAAUUGUAAUCUGGUAAUUAUCGCCGAGUGCCUAUCCUCAUUAACGCGAAUAAAUAUUCGCCGUCGUCCUAAUAUAACGAAACAUUAAAACAAAAAUACAUUUCGUAAUUAAUAAUAACAAUUUUUUAAGACUAUAAUAUUAAUA
Microplitis demolitor is the source of this 2997-nucleotide messenger RNA. It is a transcript of the gene Tm1, whose product is annotated as tropomyosin Per a 7.0102. NCBI's taxonomy places the organism in Eukaryota, Metazoa, Arthropoda, Insecta, Hymenoptera, Braconidae. Gene Ontology annotation, cellular component: actin filament. The record is from RefSeq and is a predicted model, not a curated record. Gene Ontology annotation, biological process: actin filament organization; muscle contraction. Gene Ontology annotation, molecular function: actin filament binding. The coding region runs from base 413 to 1738 and encodes 441 amino acids. The transcript is spliced from 8 exons.